AUGGAUGCCGUGGACCCAGAAGGAGUAUUGGGCUCUCUGCGACUCUACCGUGAGCACUGCAGCAUGUUAAACGGGGCAUUCGUGAAGGAUCUCUCACUGCUCGGGCGAGACUUGGAUAAGACGGCUAUUCUGGAUAACAGCCCGGUGACGUAUUUAUUCCAGCAGCGGAACGCCAUCCCUAUCCCCUCAUGGUUCGACGAUCCCAACGACACCGAGUUGAAGCGGCUGCUACCGAUCUUGGAGGCCCUUGCCAAGGCGGGCAACGUGUAUGAUGUUUUGGACGACUACAACGCGGUACUGCAGCUGAAACAGGAGCAGAUGCGGGCUGAGAAUAAUUAA
Molecule: messenger RNA, 339 nt
Organism: Trypanosoma conorhini
Lineage: Eukaryota; Euglenozoa; Kinetoplastea; Trypanosomatida; Trypanosomatidae
Product: nuclear lim interactor-interacting factor-like protein
Exons: 1
Coding region: 1-339 (112 amino acids)
Molecular function (GO): phosphoprotein phosphatase activity
Source: RefSeq, a predicted model, not a curated record